This is a messenger RNA of Echinops telfairi (small Madagascar hedgehog), 318 nucleotides long. Its product is annotated as 60S ribosomal protein L36-like. Gene Ontology annotation, biological process: cytoplasmic translation. The record is from RefSeq and is a predicted model, not a curated record. Gene Ontology annotation, molecular function: structural constituent of ribosome. The coding region runs from base 1 to 318 and encodes 105 amino acids. NCBI's taxonomy places the organism in Eukaryota, Metazoa, Chordata, Mammalia, Afrosoricida, Tenrecidae. The transcript has a single exon. Gene Ontology annotation, cellular component: ribosome; cytosolic large ribosomal subunit.
AUGGCUGUGCGCUACUCUAUGGCCGUGGGCCUCGACAAGGGCCACAAGGUGACCAAGAACGUGAGCAAGCCGAGGCACAGCCGACGCCGCGGGCGCCUCACCAAGCACACCAAGCUCGUGCGGGACAUGAUCCGGGAGGUGUGUGGCUUUGCACCCUAUGAGCGAAGGGCCAUGGAGCUGCUCAAGGUCUCCAAGGACAAGCGGGCACUUAAGUUCAUCAAGAAGCGGGUGGGCACACACAUCCGGGCUAAGAGGAAGAGAGAGGAACUAAGCAACGUGCUUGCAGCCAUGAGGAAGGCCGCUGCCAAGAAGUACUGA